Acanthoscelides obtectus is the source of this 1861-nucleotide messenger RNA. Lineage: Eukaryota; Metazoa; Arthropoda; Insecta; Coleoptera; Chrysomelidae. The record is from the annotation of a GenBank genome assembly.
CUGUCAGCCGCAUGUUUUGUGCGGCUCAUUUUUUUCGCCGUCAUUGCGUCAUUUGACAGUCUGUUCCGUGUGUUUAGGUUAACAGGUUGUUCAAAACAGAAAAUGUCCUAAUUCGUAAUGGAACUGUGAAUAUCACUGAAUGUAUCGGACUUUAUCUGUGAAUCGUGGAUUUCUAUAACGUUUGCGCCGAUAUUACCCAAAAGUUGAGGAUCGGAAAUGAGCGUUCCAGGAGACACAAACAUUCCGGACACAAUGGCCCACUCUUUUCAACGUAGUCAGAGCGCAGACCUAUCCCAGCCUCAACAUCAAAGCAGACUGCUCUUCACCAGCCAUUCCAGCAAUGCUUUGCCCUCCACAGCAGUGUCUUUCCAUCGACGAACAGUGGAGAGCGCUAGACAACUCAGAGACAGCUUUUCAAACGUUAUCAGAGAGAUAGAGCCUCUUGUGGAGACAGCACGUACAGUCAACGCUGGAGUCACUAGUUUCCUCAGCAGUUCCAAUAAUUCACAGUUAAACAAUUCUCCAAAUGCCAGAAGUGACAGCAUCUUCAUCAAUUUGGAUGUACCGCAUGAACCUCCAGUUAGAGACCCACAAACUCCAGCACAAGAGAAUACUACACAAGAAAGAGGGUUUCUAGAUGGCCAACCUUCUGACAAUAACAAUGCCACAGAAGAUCCUGACAGAACACAGACUGUGCUAGAAGCACAAGAAUGUAUUAGAAUACUUCUAAAAUAUGUUCCUUUCGUUCUGAUUCUAUUAGGAAAAGCUGUCUAUGAUUAUCAUGAGAGCAUUUUCAUUCUAGUGAUUCUCUUUGUAGCAUUUGCACAUACCAACUCGGUUGUGCGAAAGGAAGCUGUUAAAAGACAAAGAAGAAGUGUCUCAACACUUGCUGUGGAGUUAUUAUAUAUAAUAGCUUGUCUCAUAUUCAUACAUUAUGUAUUUGAAGAUGAACUUCACAAUUUCAAUCUUAUAUUGAACUUAGUGCUGAUAAGGACAUUUACACAUCCCUUGACUGUUUGGAACUUGGUAUGGAUUGUUGCAAUUACAGAUUUUACCUUAAAGCUACUGACUGUAGCUAUUAAGAUUCUUCUCACUAUGCUUCCAGCACAGGUGGUUGAUUUUAAGAAAAGGGGUAAAAUAUACCUUUUUAUUGAGGGUAUAUCACAAUUGUACAGAAGCAUUGCUACAAUUCAACCAUGGCUUUAUUAUCUGCUGGAGUCAUAUCAAGGACCAGAAAAAAUUGUAGCUGUCUUUCUGUCUGCAUUUUACAUGAUUUCUAAGGGUAGUGAUCUCAUGUCCAAAGUCAAACUACUGAAGACUGCAUUUUUCAAAUUACUACAAAAUGUGAGCAUCGGUAGCAGUCCCAGCAAGGACCAAAUCCAAACAGCCGGCGAGCACUGUCCAAUCUGUCACGACGAAUACGAUUCUCCGGUACUUUUACAGUGCCGGCAUAUUUUCUGCGAAGCGUGCGUCUCCACCUGGUUUGAUCGAGAACAAACGUGUCCGCUUUGUAGGGCCAAAAUUGUGGACGAUCCUUCUUGGAGGGAUGGUUCCACAUCGUACUUCGUGCAGUUGUUCUAGACGUCGAGGACAUAUGGUAACUGGAUGGUGUGUGAUAUCAGCAGAUCUUAUGGGUGCAUGUUUGAGUUCACUAUGGACUGAAGUGGAUUGGCUUGAAUGUUCUACAUAAGCUAUGUUAUUGUUAGAGGUUAAACAGACAUAUUAAUACUCUCAAAGGGGGAAAAUGAGUAAAGUAGGAAAAAGAAUGUUAUAAAAUAUGUUUAUUUACCAACUCUAUGUAUAAAGUUUUAUGAGAAAUGUAUUAUGUGUAAUUUGAUGAUUAAUAAAGACCUUUAUGAUA